Molecule: messenger RNA, 1804 nt
Organism: Nomascus leucogenys (northern white-cheeked gibbon)
Lineage: Eukaryota; Metazoa; Chordata; Mammalia; Primates; Hylobatidae
Gene: FAM110A
Product: family with sequence similarity 110 member A
Source: RefSeq, a predicted model, not a curated record
CCCUUUCCACGGCGCCCCAGGGACUUUCCCUGCGGUGGGGGCCUUCGACAGUCAGGGCCACCCGCUCAGUUCGACUGCGAAGGGCAGCUCCAAAGGGGACCCCAAAGGUGCCCACGCGGGGCUGGGGCCUGCUGGGCGUCGUUGGGAGCGGCCACUACCGGCCCGGGUCCGAGCUGUCAGCCUCUCCAAAGACUGCGCGAGAGGAGCUGGGACACGCCUAGCGCGGGCUCCAGCAGUUGCCGGUGUCCAGCUGCCUACUUUCUGCCCGGAUCUCUGGCUCCUCAUUUCUCCAGUCUCCUCAGACUAAAGCCCUCGGGAUAUGCAGCAGCCAUGCCUGUGGACACGCUGAGCCCUGGAGCCCCGUCUGCCCCCGCCCUACCUUGCCGCCUGCGGACCAAGGUCCCUGGCUACCUGCUACGGAGGCCGGCAGAUGGUGGAGUCCGGAAACCGAGUGCUGUGGAGCGCCUGGAGGCCGACAAGGCCAAGUACGUCAAGAGCCUGCAUGUGGCCAACACCCGCCAGGAACCUGUGCAGCCCCUGCUGUCCAAACAGCCACUCUUUAGCCCUGAGACUCGCCGCACAGUGCUCACGCCCAGCCGCCGAGCCCUGCCUGGCCCCUGCCGACGGCCCCAGCUGGACCUGGACAUCCUCAGCAGCCUCAUCAACUUGUGUGAUAGUCCCGUGUCCCCUGCCGAGGCCAGCCGUACCCCUGGACGGGCAGAGGGAGCCGGCCAUCCUCCCCCAGCCACCCCUCCACGACCGCCGCCCAGUACCUCUGCGGUCCGCCGAGUGGACGUCCGCCCCCUGCCUGCCUCGCCUGCCCGUCCCUGCCCAUCACCGGGCCCUGCCGCCGCCUCCAGCCCAGCCCGGCCGCCGGGUUUGCAACGCUCUAAGUCGGACGUGAGCGAGCGCUUUUCUAGGGCAGCCGCUGACCUUGAGCGCUUUUUUAACUUCUGCGGCCUGGACCCGGAGGAGGCAAGAGGGUUGGGUGUGGCCCACCUGGCACGGGCCAGCUCGGAUAUCGUGUCCCUGGCAGGGCCCAGUGCUGGGCCGGGCAGCUCUGAAGGGGGCUGCUCCCGCCGCAGCUCGGUUACUAUUGAGGAGCGGGCCCGGGAGCGCGUUCCCUAUGGCGUGUCGGUGGUGGAGCGCAAUGCCCGCGUGAUCAAGUGGCUGUAUGGGUUAAGGCAGGCACGGGAGAGCCCAGCAGCUGAAGGCUAGGCACCACUGGGCCUGGAAUUCGCCACAGGACAGAUCUUACAGAGGCAAGUGGUCCCUGGACCUCUCUUGCAUCCAUUCUCUGGAUGGCCAUGUCAGAGGCUCCACCCUGGUGUGAACUUGGUAUGGAGGCAAAGGCUUAGAGACUGGACCAGCAUUCUUGGGCAAGGACUGACUCUCCGAGGGUUUUGCUCUUGACUUUGGACACCUGAGAACCCCCUCCCGCCUCCCCCAAUACAAAGUUUUUGACAUGAGUGUACUCCUGCUUAGUUCCUCUUGUGGGGCUGCAUUUGGGAUGCUUUGCCCUCCCCACUGAGAGUGAGGGGCCAAGGGAUCUCCUCAAUCCUGUCUCCCAAGCGGCUCUGUUUCCUCCUUCCUUCCUUGGCCUCUGUCCUUUGCUGACUUCCUCUUCCUUACCCAGCAGAACUCACCCUGGGGUCAGGGCAGUGGGGAGGGGCCUAUCCACUGCUCUUCCUAGUCCUUGGCAGCUGGCCUAGGUGGGCAGACUAUAGGAGGGACUGGUUAGGAGUCUGCAUUGCUUUGACUUCCCUCUCCUUGGUCAAUAAACACAAAUGCUUGUUUCUCAAGG